AUGGUCAGUGGAAAUAAAAAUCCUGAUCCCAUGAAAAUACCACCUAAGGACCGUGUGAAGAAAACAAAUAAUUAUAAACGAGCCAACAUUUUCUCAAAAAUAUGGUUCAUAUGGAUGAUGCCUACAUUUUGGCGCGGCUUUAAGAGGGAUCUCUACGAUUCUGAUCUUACCAAACCCAAAGAUAACCACCUAUCUGACAAACUUGGAGAUCGACUGGAGAAG
This is a messenger RNA of Brenthis ino (lesser marbled fritillary), 222 nucleotides long. The record is from the annotation of a GenBank genome assembly. NCBI's taxonomy places the organism in Eukaryota, Metazoa, Arthropoda, Insecta, Lepidoptera, Nymphalidae.